GCCUCACGAAAACAUCUCCCACAAGGUGGCCGCCUCGCGCGAGGUCAGCAGCAGGGCAAACAGGGAUGCGUGAGUGACUGACGUGAGCUAAUCGCUAAUGACAGGCUUCACAGCCCCGGCGGCCCUCAGAGCCAGGCACCUCGCACCGCUCCUCCUCCUCGAGACGCAGUCCCGGCCCGCCCACCGUUCCCACGCCGCCCAAUAGGCGCCGACGCGACUCAGCGAGUGGCCGGAGGAGGAGGUGUUGGGACGGCCGGACGCUGAACGGCCGUUCACGACAACGUAGUGACGUCACGCGUCGACGCUGGGGCGUACCUGUCGGGCUCCUGACUCCUGCCGCUUCUCUUCCCCUUCCGUGGGUCAGGGCCGGUCCGGUCCGGAACCUGCAGCCCCUUUCCCAGUGUUCUAGUUCGCCCGCGACCCGGAAUAAUGAGCAAGGAGGGUGUGGUGGGUUGAAAGCCAUCCUACUUUACUCCCGAGUUAGAGCAUGGAUUCAGUUUUAGUCUUAAGGGGGAAGUGAGAUUGGAGAUUUUUAUUUUUAAUUUUGGGCAGAAGCAGGUUGACUCUAGGGAUCUCCAGAGCGAGAGGAUUUAACUUCAUGUUGCUCCCGUGUUUGAAGGAGGACAAUAAAAGUCCCACCGGGCAAAAUUUCCGUAACCUCUGCGGUAGAAAACGUCAGGUAUCUUUUAAAUCGCGAUAGUUUUCGUUGUGUCAGGCUUUCUUCGGUGGAGCUCCGAGGGUAGCUAGGUUCUAGGUUUGAAACAGAUGCAGAAUCCAAAGGCAGCGCAGAAAACAGCCACCGAUUUUGCUAUGUCUCUGAGCUGCGAGAUAAUCAGACAGCUAAAUGGAGUCUGAGCAGCUGUUCCAUAGAGGCUACUAUAGAAACAGCUACAACAGUAUAACAAGUGCAAGUAGUGAUGAGGAACUUUUAGAUGGAGCAGGUGUUAUUAUGGACUUUCAAACAUCUGAAGAUGACAAUUUAUUAGAUGGUGACACUGCAGUUGAAGCCUACAUUUGAAACUGGGAUACCGUAAUAUCGAAUCGUGUUCUGCAUGCUCUGCUGUGUAUUUCUUUUCCUAUGGCAAUGGAUGUCUCUGACUGAAUUGGUGUGGGGAAGGUGUGUGGAGAGGUCAAGAAAAUAGCAUGGACUAAGGAACUUGCUUAGUCUUUCCUGGAGGUAUUCCACUACAGCUCUACUACUGUCUUCACAGGAACUCAUUAUACAAUGACAAAUGGAGGCAGCAUUAACAGUUCUACACAUUUACUGGAUCUUUUGGAUGAACCAAUUCCAGGUGUUGGUACAUAUGAUGAUUUCCAUACUAUUGAUUGGGUGCGAGAAAAAUGUAAAGACAGAGAAAGGCAUAGACGGAUCAACAGUAAAAAGAAAGAAUCAGCAUGGGAAAUGACAAAAAGUUUGUAUGAUGCGUGGUCAGGAUGGCUAGUAGUAACACUAACAGGAUUGGCAUCAGGGGCACUGGCCGGAUUAAUAGACAUUGCUGCCGAUUGGAUGACUGACCUAAAGGAGGGCAUUUGCCUUAGUGCGUUGUGGUACAACCACGAACAGUGCUGUUGGGGAUCUAAUGAAACAACAUUUGAAGAGAGGGAUAAAUGUCCACAGUGGAAAACAUGGGCAGAAUUAAUCAUAGGUCAAGCAGAGGGUCCUGGUUCUUAUAUCAUGAACUACAUAAUGUACAUCUUCUGGGCCUUGAGUUUUGCCUUUCUUGCAGUUUCCCUGGUAAAGGUAUUUGCUCCAUAUGCCUGUGGCUCUGGAAUUCCAGAGAUUAAAACUAUUUUAAGUGGAUUCAUCAUCAGAGGUUACUUGGGAAAAUGGACUUUAAUGAUUAAAACCAUCACAUUAGUCCUGGCUGUGGCAUCAGGUUUGAGUUUAGGAAAAGAAGGUCCCCUGGUACAUGUUGCCUGUUGCUGCGGAAAUAUCUUUUCCUACCUCUUUCCAAAGUAUAGCACAAACGAAGCUAAAAAAAGGGAGGUGCUAUCAGCUGCCUCAGCUGCAGGGGUUUCUGUAGCUUUUGGUGCACCAAUUGGAGGAGUUCUUUUUAGCCUGGAGGAGGUUAGCUAUUAUUUUCCUCUCAAAACUUUAUGGAGAUCAUUUUUUGCUGCUUUAGUGGCUGCAUUUGUUUUGAGGUCCAUCAAUCCAUUUGGUAACAGCCGUCUGGUCCUUUUUUAUGUGGAGUAUCAUACACCAUGGUACCUUUUUGAACUGUUUCCUUUUAUUCUCCUAGGGGUAUUUGGAGGGCUUUGGGGAGCCUUUUUCAUUAGGGCAAAUAUUGCCUGGUGUCGUCGACGCAAGUCCACGAAAUUUGGAAAGUAUCCCGUUCUGGAAGUCAUUAUUGUUGCAGCCAUUACUGCUGUGAUAGCCUUCCCUAAUCCAUACACUAGGCUAAACACCAGUGAACUGAUCAAAGAGCUUUUUACAGACUGUGGUCCCCUGGAAUCCUCUUCUCUUUGUGACUACAGAAAUGACAUGAAUGCCAGUAAAAUUGUCGAUGACAUUCCUGAUCGUCCAGCAGGCAUUGGAGUAUAUUCAGCUAUAUGGCAGUUAUGCCUGGCACUCAUAUUUAAAAUCAUAAUGACAGUAUUCACUUUUGGCAUCAAGGUUCCAUCAGGCUUGUUCAUCCCCAGCAUGGCCAUUGGAGCGAUCGCAGGAAGGAUUGUGGGGAUUGCGGUGGAGCAGCUUGCCUACUAUCACCACGACUGGUUUAUCUUUAAGGAGUGGUGUGAGGUCGGGGCUGAUUGCAUUACACCUGGCCUUUAUGCCAUGGUUGGUGCUGCUGCAUGCUUAGGUGGUGUGACAAGAAUGACUGUCUCCCUGGUGGUUAUUGUUUUUGAGCUUACUGGAGGCUUGGAAUAUAUUGUUCCCCUUAUGGCUGCAGUCAUGACCAGUAAAUGGGUUGGAGAUGCCUUUGGCAGGGAAGGCAUUUAUGAAGCACACAUCCGAUUAAAUGGAUACCCUUUCUUGGAUGCAAAAGAAGAAUUCACUCAUACCACCCUGGCUGCUGACGUUAUGAGACCUCGAAGGAAUGAUCCUCCCUUAGCUGUCCUGACACAGGACAAUAUGACAGUGGAUGAUAUAGAAAACAUGAUUAAUGAAACCAGCUACAAUGGAUUUCCUGUCAUAAUGUCAAAAGAAUCUCAGAGAUUAGUGGGAUUUGCCCUCAGAAGAGACCUGACAAUUGCAAUAGAAAGUGCCAGGAAAAAACAAGAAGGUAUCGUUGGCAGUUCUCGGGUGUGUUUUGCACAGCACACCCCAUCUCUUCCAGCAGAAAGUCCUCGGCCAUUGAAGCUUCGAAGCAUUCUUGACAUGAGCCCUUUUACAGUGACAGACCACACCCCAAUGGAGAUUGUGGUGGAUAUUUUCCGAAAGCUGGGACUGAGGCAGUGCCUUGUAACUCACAAUGGGAUUGUCUUGGGGAUCAUCACAAAGAAGAACAUAUUAGAGCAUCUCGAGCAACUAAAGCAGCACGUCGAACCCUUGGCGCCUCCUUGGCAUUAUAACAAAAAAAGAUAUCCUCCGGCAUAUGGCCCAGACGGCAAACCAAGACCCCGCUUCAAUAAUGUUCAACUGAAUCUCACAGAUGAGGAGAGAGAAGAAACGGAAGAGGAAGUUUAUUUGUUGAAUAGCACAACUCUUUAACCUGAGGGAGUCAUCUACUUUUUUUUCCUCCUUUACAAAAAAAGAAAGGAAAUAUAAAAGCCGGGUUUUUGCAACGUGAUUUGCAAAUAAUGCUGGUGGAAUGGAGGAGUUGUUUGGGGAGGGAAAGGAGAGAGAAGGAAAGGAGUGAGGUAUUUCCCGUCUAACAGAAAGCAGCGUAUCAACUCCUAUUGUUCUGCACUGGAUGCAUUCAGCUGAGGAUGUGCCUGAUAGUGCAGGCUUGCGCCUCAACGGAGAUGACAGCAGAGUCCUCGAGCACCUGGCCUGUUGCUCCAACAUUGCAAAGACACAUUAUCAGUCCCUAUUUCUAGAGGGAUUACUUUGAAUUGAGCCAUCUAUAAAACUGCAAGGUCUUGCCCUUUUUUUUUAAUCAAAACUGUUCUGUUUAAUUCAUGAAUUGUAUAGUUAAGCAUUACCUUUCUACAUUCCAGAAGAGCCUUUAUUUCUCUCUCUCUCUCUCUCUCUCUCUCCCCUGAGCUGUAACAAAGCCUCUUUAAAUCGGUGUAUCCUUUUGAAGCAGUCCUUUCUCAUAUUGAGAUGUACUGUGAUUUUACUGAGGUUUCAUCACAAGAAGGGAGUGUUUCUUGUGCCAUUAACCAUGUAGUUUGUACCAUCACUAAAUGCUUGGAACAGUACACAUGCACCACAACAAAGGCUGAUCAAACAGGUAAAAUCUCGAAGGAAGCGAGAACGAAAUCUCUCAUUGUGUGCCGUGUGGCUCAAAACCGAAAACAAUGAAGCUUGGUUUUAAAGGAUAAAGUUUUCUUUUUUGUUUUCCUCUCAGACUUUAUGGAUAAUGUGACCGGGUCUUAUGCAAAUUUUCUAUUUCUAAAACUACUACUAUGAUAUACAAGUGCUGUUCAGCAUAAUUAAAUAAAAUGCUGCUGCUUUGACAGUAAAGAGAAGGAAGUAUUCUGAGUAGCUGUAUCUGGUAUUAAUUGCAUGUUAAAACACUGGAAUUUUUAAAAUUGAAAUUAGAUCAGUCAUUCUUUUCUUUUCUCAAGAUAUCUCAUGGCUGACACUGAAGAAGAAAUGUAAUUCAUAACUUGCACUAAAUGUAUAUUUUUUUUCUUAAAAAUUUACCAUUCUUAUUUAUAUUUUUAUGGAUUAAAAUUUAUAAAAUACAGAUCAGUUAAUAUUGCACUUAAGUAAUUUUACCUUUUUAAUGUGAUUUUUAUAGAAUAAUUCAGACUUACAAAUACAGAGAUAUGAACAAAGUUUACAGUGGGAACAAAGGUUUAAAAAAAGGUUGUGGUUCUCUCUCUGUGAUCCAGUGUGUACAUAAACCUUUCUCUGAUCUUUCACUGCCAUCCUCUGGAUUAUGUCUUCUGACCUGUCCAUUUUGACCCAUUAACUGGAAAGUUGAAAAACUACAUUAACUGGAAAGUUGAAAAACUACAUUACUUUGGAGAAUAAAACCGAAAGUUCGUGUUUACCUUCUUAAAAAAAAAAUCAAACCAAAAAUUUGAAAACAAUAGAAUUGCAAAGAUAGCAGUUAAAAUUUUAAUCUGAAAAUAACCUUUGAAUCUCGGGCUAGAUUACGUCCAUAUUUGAAGUGGUCAAUGAUGGUUUGAACAUUUUUUGCAGGAUGAGUUAAAAUGCACUGGAUUAUAUUUGGGAUUUUUGUUUUUGGAAUUGUCUGUUUUAAUCACAGUCUUAAUUCACAAUUGGCAAAGGCAGUUUACUCAAAGGACUGGGCUAAAUAUUCUGUAAUUAUGCAUUUUUGAUAGGAAAAUGAAAUUUUUGCAAACAGACAUUUUCUUUUUUUUUGGCUGGAGUGCAGUGGGGCAUGGUCUUGGCUCACUGCAGCGUUGACCACCUGGGCUCAAGUGAUAGUCCCGCCUCAGCCACCCAAGUAGCUGGCACUACGGGCACACGCCACCAUGCCCAGCUAAUUUUUUUGUAUUUUUAGUAGAGAUGGGGUUUUGCCAUGCUGCCCAGGCUGGUCUCAACUCCUCAGCUCAAGCAAUCUGCCUGCGUGAGCCUCCCAAAGUGGUGGAAUUACAGGCGUGGGCCACUGCGCCUUGCCCAGACAGACAUUUUCUGAAACACAACUGGCAAUGAGCUGUUUUUACAUUUUGAAAGUGAUUCUUCACUUCCUAGUUCUUAAUUAUACUAUACCUAUUAAGAUCUGUAAGAUCCUGAAGACUUAUAAGAUCAUGAAGCCAUAUAAGAAUGAGGAUUGAAAGUUGAGCAAAAUUUUCGGGAUUUUGGGAAACAUUCUUAGCUGUGCUAUCUGCCUAAAAUUAUUCCUUAUUACUUCUCUCCUUUGACAGACUUCAAGUUUUCUUCAUAGCCCUUUCAAAGUUUUUUGGGCCAUCCAGAGUAAAAUCAUUUCUAAAUGAUAGUUCUGUAUGUCUCCAACUUGUCUUAAGUGUAUUUGCCUGUGUGCAACGUAUUGCUAGACUAUGAACUCCUCAGCAUGGCUGCUGGAUAACUUAAUUGUCCUGAGUUAAUAGCCUUCAAAGGACAAAUCGGUUUCUUUGCAGAUAGCUUCGUAAAACUUCACAUGGAGUUUAUUUUAUCAUAUUUCCCUUUUUUUCUGCUCCUCCUUUAAUUGCCCAUCUUGCUUCAGAGACUGACAUUUCAGGGUGGAUAUUAAUUAAAGCAUUAAUUUUGUUUUUUGGUAUAUUUCUAUCCCUAGUGUUUCUAUCUUACUGCUAAAAUACAGGAAAAGUGCCGUAUUUUUAAUGCAUUUAGUGGUUUUCUUUGGUGUUAUCUGUUCCAUUUUUCUUUUUCAUACAUUGAAGUGUGUCUCCUUUUCAACCAAAAUAAUGAAAUAGUGGAGACCAUGAAAUUGUUGUGCCUGGCUAAUUGGCAAAUUAAUUUACCAAUAUAAUAAGUGUAGCGCCUUGUUUGAAUACCCUUUUUGAGAAGGUAUGAUGAGAAUGGGCAAGGGUGUCAGCAUCUCUUCUUCUUAAUAAUUGUUUUCAGUUUUGGUUCACGAAGAAUGCUUAGUUAAUCUGUAAUGUUGCCUAGAGCUGUAUUUAUCUGUUUUUAUUUAUACUAGUGUAGUAAAGCUGCAUAUCAUUACAGUAAAAAUUAUUACUGUGAUGAGUUAAUCAGAAAAUCUAUUAAAAUCUAUAUGACAA
This is a messenger RNA of Pan troglodytes (chimpanzee), 6762 nucleotides long. It is a transcript of the gene CLCN3, whose product is annotated as chloride voltage-gated channel 3. Bases 1226 to 3652 code for a protein of 808 amino acids. Lineage: Eukaryota; Metazoa; Chordata; Mammalia; Primates; Hominidae. The record is from RefSeq and is a predicted model, not a curated record. Gene Ontology annotation, cellular component: synaptic vesicle; plasma membrane; Golgi apparatus. The transcript is spliced from 15 exons. Gene Ontology annotation, molecular function: chloride:proton antiporter activity; voltage-gated chloride channel activity. Gene Ontology annotation, biological process: chloride transport; transmembrane transport.